Messenger RNA from Oryza brachyantha (malo sina), 2059 nucleotides. Its product is annotated as glucan endo-1,3-beta-glucosidase 6-like. Lineage: Eukaryota; Viridiplantae; Streptophyta; Magnoliopsida; Poales; Poaceae. Gene Ontology annotation, biological process: carbohydrate metabolic process. Gene Ontology annotation, cellular component: plasma membrane. Bases 528 to 2012 code for a protein of 494 amino acids. The transcript has 2 exons. Gene Ontology annotation, molecular function: hydrolase activity, hydrolyzing O-glycosyl compounds. The record is from RefSeq and is a predicted model, not a curated record.
UGUAGACACCCUCUUCUGCUGCCUCCCACAAGCUUCCUCAGAGAAGAGAUUAGCUCCAUUUUGUGGUCUCAUUUGUGAGGUCCUUUUGGUUUUGCAGAUUGCUGGUUUUUUUCCCUGCUAUUUGGCCACAAAGAAGGAGUUUCUCUUGACUUCUGUUUAGUUUUAUGAGUUCUUUGAUUUUGGAAGGCUUGCUCUGUUCUUUGAUUUUUCUUGUUUCCCCCCUUUUCCUUCCAUUUGAGUUGGUUAUUGGUACACUUGGCACUUGGUUGUGUACCAAGAACAAAUCAAAUUCUGCAUAAUUUCUCCUUGAUCAUAAAUAUUUUCUUUAAUCUUUUUGGUGUGUCACAAGGUUUGAGAGGCUGUUCAUGAUCAGCUUCAAGAAUCAAACAUACUCACCCUUCCAGCAUUUUCUGAUCAAUUCUUGAUCCAAGAAAACCAUUCACAAUCCAUCAUCCACUGAUCCACAAAGAAUCAACCAAAGUGCAGUUCUUGAUCAGAACGCGCUGUCUCCUGCCUCCGUGAGAGCAAUGGCGCCGCCGCUGGCCGCCACGGCGACGGGCAGGAGGGCGGCGCUGGCGCUGGUGCUGGUGGCUGCGGCGUGCAUGGCGCGGCGGUCGGAGGGCAUCGGCGUGAACUGGGGCACGCAGCUGAGCCACCCGCUGCCGGCGAGCACGGUGGUGCAGCUGCUCAGGGACAACGGGUUCGAUCGGGUGAAGCUGUUCGACGCCGAGGACGGCAUCCUGACGGCGCUGAGGGGGUCGGGGAUCCAGGUGAUGGUCGGCAUCCCCAACGACAUGCUCGCCGACCUCGCCGCCGGCGCCAAGGCCGCCGAGGACUGGGUCGCCAAGAACGUCUCCAAGCACGUCAACAACGGCGUCGACAUAAGGUACGUGGCCGUCGGGAACGAGCCGUUCCUGGAGACGUUCAACGGCACGUACCUGAACACGACGUUCCCGGCGAUGCAGAGCGUGCAGGCGGCGCUGGUGAAGGCCGGGCUCGCCGGGCAGGUGAAGGUGACGGUGCCGCUGAACGCCGACGUGUACCAGUCGCCGACGGGGAGGCCGUCGGACGGCGACUUCCGCGGCGACAUCCACGGGCUGAUGCUGACGAUCGUGGAGUUCCUCGCGGCGACGGGGGCGCCGUUCGUGGCGAACGUGUACCCGUUCAUCAGCCUGUACAGGGACCCGAACUUCCCGCUCGACUACGCCUUCUUCGAGGGCUCGUCGGCGCCGGUGGUGGACGGCGGCGUGACGUACCAGAACACGUUCGACGCCAACCACGACACGCUGGUGGCGGCGCUGCGGCGGAACGGGUACCCGAACGUGUCCGUCGUCGUCGGCGAGGUCGGGUGGCCGACGGACGGCGAUGCCAACGCGAACCCACAGUACGCGCGGCAGUUCAACCAGGGGUUCCUCACCCACAUCGCCUCCGGCCGCGGCACGCCGCUCCGGCCGGGCCCCGUCGACGCCUACCUGUUCAGCCUCAUCGACGAGGACCAGAAGAGCAUCGAGCCGGGCAACUUCGAGCGCCACUGGGGCGUCUUCUACUACGACGGCAAGCCCAAGUACCCGCUCAGCCUCCGCGGCGGCGGCGGCGGCGGCGACAACGGCAGCGCGCUGACGCCGGCGAAGGGGGUCGUCUACCUCGACCGGAAGUGGUGCGUCCUCAAGCCGUCCGUCAGCCUCGCCGACCAGAAGGUCGGCGACGCCGUGAGCUACGCGUGCGGCCUCGCCGACUGCACCAGCCUCGGGUACAAGACCUCCUGCGGCGGCCUCGACGCCAAGGGCAACGUGUCCUACGCCCUCAACAGCUACUACCAGGCCAACGACCAGGACGACCGCGCCUGCGACUUCAGGGGCAUCGCCACCACCACCACCGUCGACCCCUCCGCCGGCUCCUGCCGCUUCAUCGUCGAGAUCGCGCCCACCACCAGCGCGGCGGCCGCGCCGACGACGAGGCUCGCCGCCGUCCUCGCCGCGUUCAUAUGCAUGUACUUGUUGCCCAUGCUCUGACUUUGACUUAGAUAUAUAAUCGGCCAUAUCGAUCGUUACCAUCAUGU